CACGCCAGAGGGCGCUGCGUUCCACCAAGAGUACUGACACGCUAUUGAGCAUGCGUGAUUCAGUUUCUCUUGUUCAGGGCGCGAAAACUAACUGGUUUUCGCAUAUAUAUAGCUGUGCUGCCCAGUCUGACAGCAGAGGAGCUUGUCAACACUGGGAUUUCCGUGUCACCAGCCCCCCCCACACGGAUUGAGGAGUUGUAAGAUGUCUGGUCCGGUUUCACCAGAUAAGCCGGAUAAAGAGAAAUCCUUUACACCUGCUCCAAAAAAGGCUGUGGUUAAAACCAAACAUUUAUCGUGCACUGAAUGUGCCACUCCGUUCCCGGAUGGUUGUAAGAAGAAAUUUUGCAAUGCCUGCUCCGCUGAGAGUUUGGCAAAAGAAAAACAAAAAGACAUGCAGUCUUUUUUAGGUUGGUUCCAGGACAACCUGGCGCAAACGUUUGAAACGUUUAAGGCAGCAGCAGCUACACCUGUGGAACCCGUUAAACUUAAAUCCCACAAACGUAAGAGGGUAUCAUCCCCUCAUUCUGAUUUAUCCUCUGGAGAGGUUUCUAGUUCAUCCUAUUCAGCUUCAUCUAGUGAAGAGUCAGAGGAUGAGACCAAUUUUCCUCCACAGGAGCUGCGUAAAUUUGUUAAGGAAGUCUCACGGCUUUUUCAGGAUUCAGACCUGUCAGCGCACCCCAAAGGGUUGCCUAUGUUAUCUCACAUGCAGAAUCUCAUGUAUAGAGAGUGGAAUAAUCCAGGCAAAAGAGCCUUUAUAUCAAAGCACUCUAAGCAGCUUUUUUACCUUCAAGGCGAUGAAAAAUGGGAAGAUAUCCCUAAAGUAGACGUCCAGAUAGCCCAGCUUUCCAAACGUACGACCAUUCCCAUUAGUGAAGUGGCUGGUCUUAAGGAUCCUAUGGAUAAGAGGGCAGAAACGUCUUGCAGACGGGUUUACCAAUCAUCUGGGUUCCAGUGUAAAGUGGCAUUGUCUAGCGCAUCUGUGGCUAAAGCGCAAGGUGUCUGGUUGCAGUCCUUAGAGGGCAGUCUUUCAGAAUCUAUGGAUGAAGGUUUGUCUAAACUAUUUAAAAACCUGAGACUGGCUAAUAGCUUCCUGCUGGAAGCUGCAGAAGAGGGCCUUAAGCUUUCAGCCCGUAACAUGGGUUUGUCUUCCGUUGCCAGAAGGGCAUUAUGGCUACGUUCCUGGGCAGCAGAUACUGCCUCCAAAUCUACUCUAUGCGAUCUGCCCUUUGAAAGAACCAAGCUAUUCGGUUCUUCCUUGGAGGAACUGAUCAGACACAUGUCUGAUACUAAAAAGGCACUUCCUCAGGAUAGGAAAAGCAGAUGGAACAAACGAUACCAGUAUAGACCUUCCAGGCCUUUUCAACCAGUUUUCAAGACUCAAGCCUUUCGUAAACAACACGAGAGAAAAUUUCAGGAACACCCUAAGAAACCAGAGGGUAGGAAGUUCUGACGGUGUUGGAGGUCGUCUGCAAUGGUUCCUACCAAAAUGGAGACAAACCACAAACAAUUCCUGGGUCCUCAGAAUCAUUGCGGACGGGUACAGGAUAAAGUUUUCCAGUUUUCCUCGUCCUCUGUUCCUGAUUUCGUUUUACCCCUCUCAGGUGAAGAACUCAGCACUGUUUGCCGAAAGCCUUACCCUUCUAAAAAAGGGUGUCAUAGAGCCUGUUCCAAAGAAUCAGGAGUUUCAGGGAGUUUAUUCCCGUCUCUUCCUGGUCUCAAAGCCGGAUGGGUCCUUCCGUCCAAUUCUGGAUUUAAAGAGUGUCAAUGCGUGUAUUCCUUACCGUCACUUCAGAAUGGAAUCCAUUCUCACGGUUACCCGCCUGUUGAGACAAGGGGACUUUAUGGUUACGUUAGACCUA
Spea bombifrons (plains spadefoot toad) is the source of this 1859-nucleotide messenger RNA. RefSeq lists its product as uncharacterized. The record is from RefSeq and is a predicted model, not a curated record. Bases 203 to 1450 code for a protein of 415 amino acids. Lineage: Eukaryota; Metazoa; Chordata; Amphibia; Anura; Pelobatidae. The transcript has 2 exons.